AUGUCUACGUUGGAAGAACUUGAAGAAAAGACAGCGCAAGACGAUGCUUUAGAACAAGAGAUCUUGCAGUCUUCGUAUCAAGAAAUGGUCAACAAGACUAAACUCUUGGAAAAUGAUAUCAAGAUCAUGAGACUAACGUCUCAAAGAUUGUCACAUGAAAAGUCGGUGAUGUUGGAGAAGAUCAAGGACAACCAAGAGAAGGUUAACAACAACAAGCAAUUACCUUAUUUGGUGGGGAACGUGGUGGAAUUAUUGGAUUUGGAUGCAGAGAAGGAAGCAAGUGAGCAAGGUGCUAAUGUUGAUAUUGAAGCUGCAAGAUCAGGUAAAUCUGCUGUGAUUAAGACUUCUACAAGACAAACUGUAUUUUUACCAUUGAUUGGUUUGGUGGAUCCAACUACUUUAAAACCUAAUGAUUUGAUUGGGGUUAAUAAGGAUUCUUACUUAAUAUUAGAUACUUUGCCUUCUGAAUAUGAUUCCAGAGUCAAGGCAAUGGAGGUGGACGAAAAGCCUAGUGAAGAGUAUUCGGAUAUUGGUGGUCUUGACAAGCAAAUUGAGGAAUUAAUAGAGGCUGUAGUAUUACCCAUGAAGCAAGCUGAAAAGUUCAAGAAAUUGGGUAUCAAGCCUCCUAAAGGUGCUUUAAUGUAUGGACCUCCAGGUACAGGUAAAACAUUAUUGGCCAGGGCUUGUGCAGCCCAAUCCGGAGCCACUUUUUUAAAGUUGGCAGCUCCUCAAUUGGUACAAAUGUUUAUUGGAGAUGGUGCUAAGUUAGUUCGUGAUGCAUUUGCAUUGGCCAAGGAAAAGGCACCCGCUAUCAUAUUUAUUGAUGAGUUAGAUGCUAUUGGAACCAAGAGAUUUGAUUCAGAUAAAAGUGGUGAUAGAGAAGUUCAAAGAACAAUGUUGGAAUUAUUGAAUCAAUUGGAUGGGUUUGGAUCAGAUGAUAGAGUUAAAGUUUUAGCUGCUACCAAUCGUGUGGAUACUUUAGAUCCCGCUUUAUUAAGAUCAGGUAGAUUGGAUAGAAAGAUUGAAUUCCCCUUGCCAUCUGAAGAAGCCAGAGAAUCUGUGUUGAAGAUUCAUGCUAGAAAGUUAAACUGUGAUAAUAAUUCUAUUAAUUGGAGAGAAUUGGCACGUUCUACUGAUGAAUUUAAUGGUGCUCAAUUGAAGGCAGUUACUGUUGAAGCAGGUAUGAUUGCUUUAAGAAACGGUAAGUCUAUUAUUAAGCAUGAAGACUUUGUUGAAGCCAUUAGCGAGGUCCAGGCUAGAAAGUCCAAGUCAUCUAAUUUCUAUGCUUAA
Messenger RNA from Lizanozyma spartinae, 1290 nucleotides. It is a transcript of the gene RPT5, whose product is annotated as proteasome regulatory particle base subunit. NCBI's taxonomy places the organism in Eukaryota, Fungi, Ascomycota, Pichiomycetes, Serinales, Debaryomycetaceae. The coding region runs from base 1 to 1290 and encodes 429 amino acids. The transcript has a single exon. The record is from RefSeq and is a predicted model, not a curated record. Gene Ontology annotation, biological process: proteasome-mediated ubiquitin-dependent protein catabolic process. Gene Ontology annotation, cellular component: proteasome regulatory particle, base subcomplex. Gene Ontology annotation, molecular function: ATP binding; proteasome-activating activity; ATP hydrolysis activity.